Molecule: messenger RNA, 1511 nt
Organism: Lolium rigidum
Lineage: Eukaryota; Viridiplantae; Streptophyta; Magnoliopsida; Poales; Poaceae
Exons: 2
Coding region: 1-1158 (385 amino acids)
Molecular function (GO): protein binding
Source: RefSeq, a predicted model, not a curated record
AUGGCUCCGCCCGCCGCCACCGUCGCCGUCCUCGGCGACGACCUCCUGCGGGAGGUCUUCAUCCUCCUCCCCACCUCCACCGACCUCCUCCGCGCCGCGCUCGCCUGCAAGCCCUUCCUCCGCGCCGCCCGCAGCGCCCCCUUCCUCCGCCGCUUCCGCCGCCGCCACCCCUUCACCUGCCCGCUCCUCCUCGGCUGCCUCCUCCACGGCCCCACCGACCGCCGCCGCAGCACCGCCCCCCACCUGCUCCCGGCCCACCCCGACGCCGCCACUCGCCGCGUCAUCGACGGCGCCGACUUCGCCUUCUCCUUCCUCCCCCGCCGCGGCUGGCCCGAAGCCGCCGGCAGCCCGUGGCAGCUCCUCGACUGCCGCAACGGCCGCGCCCUCCUGCUCAGCCGGGCUUCCAGGGCACUCGCCGUCGCCGAUCCGCUGACCCGGCGCUCGGUCCCGCUCCCCGCGAUCCGCGGCCUAGGGUACGCCCUCGUCGCCGACGACGGCGACUCUUCGCUGUUCAAGGCGGUCUGCAUUUCCCGACGCGUCGGGGGCCCAGGGCUGCGCGCCUUUCUCCUCUCCUCCGCCGACCUCCGCUGGGCCGAAGUCGCUGUCGCCGGCCUCGACGAUGUGCAGCCCGAUCUCGCCGGCUCCCGGGCGAUGCAAGCCAACGGAUCUCUCUACUGGAAGCUAGUGGGCGGGGAGCGCAUGGUGGCGCUUAACACGGACACCAUGGAGUUCGCCGUGCUGGAGCUCCCGCCUUUCUUGAAGGAGAUCAGUUUCGACAUCAUUGAGAAGGGGGAGGACGGCGCGGCUGGGCUCUACCUGCUCACCAUGCGCGGAUUCUGCAUUGAGGUUUGGGUCGGUGUGAAGGACGGCGCCAACGGCGGGCUCACCUGGACGCUGGUGGAGAAGUCUGUCAUGUUCCACAGGGCGAUGGCCGAGAUGGUUGGUUCCGAAUUCUUUUACCAGAACAGGCUGGAUGUCAUCGGGGUGGUUGCCGGUGUUGUGUUCUUGCGCAAUGGUGAAUGUCUGUUCUCCAUUGAUCUCCAGACCAUGAAGAUGACGAGGGUGUCUCCCAAGGAGAAUUGCCUAUCCCAUCUGAUAUAUCCUUGCACCACAGCGUGGCCGCCUUCUUUCCUCAACCCUACUGAACAAGGUGCUUGAUAAGAUGGGAUGUGAUGUUACAUUUCAGCUUAAGAUGAUAAGGUUGUGUGGCAGAUGUGAGAGUUUAUGAGGAAGACAUUUGAUCCAUAUGAAUUUUGAGGGAUGAUUGCUGCGAACCUGCUCUAGUUGUGGUUAACUGUUUGGGCCUCGUAUCGUGUAAUUACUUAUGUUUGUAGUCUUAGUUGGUGUUAUGUACUGUUUAAUUAUGUUUAUGGCCAGUCUUUUACCUGAGAUUAUAAUCUGAGGGAUAUGGUAUUUAGCAUGCUUUUGCGCAUUCUCUGCAGGAGCUUCAUGUUGCUUAUAUCAUUAUAUGGUGUCAAUUUCUAUGUCACUUCACCUGGCUCCUCACUUUU